Messenger RNA from Blepharisma stoltei, 1429 nucleotides. NCBI's taxonomy places the organism in Eukaryota, Ciliophora, Heterotrichea, Heterotrichida, Blepharismidae. The record is from the annotation of a GenBank genome assembly.
AUGAAUCAAGCUCCUCGUCUCAAAUGGAAAUCAGAUUUUGAUAAGUACGUAAUUCUUGUUAACUUUGAAAAGCGGCAGUGGCAGCAUUGUACAACAGAUGACGACUGGAAUAUUUUUUGAGCCUGCAAGGAUUCUGUUAAGCAGAUUUUCAACCCAGACACUGGCCAGCGCUUAGGAGAUAACCAAUUAUUAAAUCAUUUUCCUAAUCAUUAUGAACUAACCCGAAAAGAUCUUAUGAUGAAAAACAUCAAAAGAUAUAGAAGGGAAAUGGAAAAGGAAAAUAAGGUAAGCCAAAAUAUUAUUUAAAAAUAUUUUUGGAAAAAAUAAAAAAAAUUAUUUCAGAAGAUUUUCCUAGACCGUAAAAUAACCCUAUUGCUGAAAAAGAUGAGCAUGGGAAUUACCUUUAUUUAGACAUUAUCCCUCAAACUUAUAACUUGCCUGUAGAAUACUCAAUAUUUGUAGAAGAAUUCAAAAGAAACCAGAACGCAACAUGGAUUAUGAAACCGACCAACAAGUCACAAGGAAAAGGUAUUUUUCUCGUAAAUAAAAUUUCCCAAAUAAAAAAAUGGGCUUCAACCUCCAAGCUCCCUUUUCAUUCACUUGCAAUGAAAGAGUCUUAUAUUAUCUCCAAAUAUGUAGACAACCCUUUACUAAUUGGUGGCAAAAAGUUCGAUCUUCGUCUAUAUGCACUGGUAACUUGUUUUAGACCUCUAAAAGCUUAUAUGUACAGACAAGGAUUUUGCAGGUUUUGUAGCGAAAAAUAUACCUCAGACAUCGCAGAAAUUGAUAAUAUGUUUAUCCAUCUCACCAAUGUCGCGAUCCAAAAGCACUCAGAUGUUUAUAAUGACAAACAUGGAGGCAAAUGAAGCCUCCCUAGUUUGAAAUUUUAUUUGGAAUCCACCAGAGGAAAAAAUGCAACUGAUAAGCUGUUUAAUGAUAUUAAGAAUAUUAUGAUACAAAGCAUGAAAGCGGUGCAAAGCGUUAUGAUUAAUGAUAGGCACUGCUUUGAGAUGUAUGGAUAUGAUAUUUUAAUUGAUAAUGAUCUAAAGCCGUGGCUGCUAGAAGUAAAUGCAUCACCAAGCUUAACUACUUCGACUGAAAAAGAUGUUGUAUGCUUAAAAGACAUAAAUUUUUUAUUAUUUUUUAAAAAAAAUUUCAAUUCGGUAUAUAAAUAUGGUUUCAAUAAAUAAAAAUUAAAGGCAAUAAAUAGCGCCCAGGCAUAUUAAAAUCCCAACUCUUAAGAGAUGUUUUCGCUAUUGUGGUGCCUCCAGAUUGGACUGACGAAAAAAGUAAGCAUGGUGCAAAUACAUGUACUGAAAAAAGUGUUGGCUUUUUUGAUUUAAUUAUUGAUGAAUCAGUAAAAGAGACUGAAAAAAUCGUAAAAAGAGGCCCAGUUCGGAGAGGAAACGGCCGUGGACUAUGGAAGUAA